UUUGGCGAAAGGACUUCAUGACCUAGAUCUGCUGAUUCUCAUAAGGGUCAUGCGUCUUGAACCUUUUUAGGGUUUUGAGCUUUGCCUCCUCCUGUUCCUGCGGGCGGAGUGAAGGCACACCUGUACAACACGGAGAGUUGCAAGCAGUAUCAGCUGGUCCCUGAUUUGCGGAGGAUGUUGGAAGUGAAGGGUAGAGCAACAAUGUGAGGGCGAGAGAGGGAGGGCAGAAUGCAGCCGACGGGCGUGGCCCUGGUCGGGCGGACCGUCGAGCAGCGCUCAAAGGAAGGCUCCACGCUCCAGGCUGGCCGUGUCGUUUCAUUCAACCGGGCCAGGGGCAAGUACAAGGUGCGCUGGGAAGACAAGACAGAGGACAACUUUGCAGAGGAUGAGCUUGCUUCAAUCCUUGUAAACUGGCAGGAGGAUCCAUAUAAGCCGGCUGAUGGCGGUCCUAGAAGGAGGGGCAGACCUCGAAAGGCUGACGUUGUGUCACCGGAGGAGCCCCCGGAGCAACUAGUGGGGGGGCAAAUUGAAGAAGCAGACGGCAAACCUGAGGGUUUAGGGCCGACAUUGCUGAAGAGGGGGAGGCCAAAGGGGACUGGCAAGCUCCAGCGUCGGGCGGGGCCGUCAAAAACCCCCUCCACGGCACUAGAGCAGAGCGCCGGCGGCGGCGGUUCAGCGACUGGUCGAGUCGUGGUUGCAAGUUCAGAGGUGGGGCCAGACAAAAAAGGUGAAAGUGCAAGAAAGGACGGGGUCGAGGAGUCUGGCAAAAUGACGUCAGUGUCUCCUGAUCCUCACUUGAGAAGGUUGAGAGAAAGACCGGCGCGUGGCGCAUUGGGGGUUGUUAGCCCCCCCCGAAAGGUCGCGAUCUUGAGUCAGGGGCGAAGGGUGAUCGAAGUUGAUUCUGGCGGGGGGGAGGAAGAGUCGCCGGUGGGGAAGGGGAGGCGGCGUGUGCAGACAAACUACAAGUCGGACAACGAAGACGAGGCAGCACCCCAGACCACUCCAGCCAAACGGUUCCCCACCCCAGCAAAGCACAAAGGCGGCCUCCUCGCCCUCCCGGCUUUCUCCUCACCCCCAUCAAAAGCCACCGCCGCAAAGUCCUCCCCUGCUGACGUCACUCCACAAGUCACCAUCCCUGCUGACCUUACCCCUGGCGCCACUACUCCCGCUGAUGUCACCGUUGACACCAUAACCCCUGCUGACAUCGCUGCUGACGUCACUACUCCCGGCGCGGCCUCCCGCUUUCUCGCCAGCCGCGCCCGGUCCAAGCUGGCCCGCAGGGACGCCCGGCCCCUCCCGAAACCUCUCGCCCCUAGUUUCCCUGUUUCGGGGCCCGCCGCCCUGGACCUCCUCAGCACGUACGCCUUCCUCCGGAGCUUCAGCCAGGCGUUGUACCUGAGCCCGUUCACACUGGACGACUUCCUGGCGGCGCUGGGGUGUGAACGGGCGAAUUCGCUACUGGACGCGGUGCACCUGGUUCUGAUGGGGGCGCUGCGGCCGCGCGUCGAGGAGUUACUGGCGAAGCAGGGGCCCUGGGAAGUCAUGUUUCUGGGACGGGUCGACUGGGAGCAUCUGGACGAGAUCACGUGGCCCGAGUUCGUCCUCGCCUACCUCGCCGCGGCGGGUUUCUUUUCGUCCGCCCUCCACAAGAAAAGCUUUUCUCAAACCCUCUCCCGCCGCGAGUACUACGCGCUGCCUCCUGAAGCGAAACUCGAGGCGCUCUCCUUCCUCUGCGACGAGGCCCUGAACUCGGCGCGCAUCCGCAAGGCCAUCGCCGAGCGGGAGGGUCGCCAGAACGACGUCACCUUCAGGGUGACGUCAGCGACGCCAACAAGUUCAGGGGCGAAAGCGACCUCCCCCACGAUAGAGAAUGGUGUCACGGACAGCGGUAAGAAGGUGGCGGAGCCACGUGGCGCGAAAGGGUCAGGCGAGGACCCGGGAAUGAAAACCCUUAAGGCGUCACCCGCAACCAGCUUGCGGCCUGCUAGAACGACCGGGCCCUUGACGAGGUUCGCGGGAAAAACCGGGGCGGGGGACGGAACGGCGGCACUGGGGGCCAGCCCGAACCAAGGUGAAGCGGCAGUGGUAACGUCUGGAGGGGCUGCUACUGUACUAGCUGCCAAGCCGAGCGUCGAGUCUGCGGGACUCGAAGGUGGCUCUGAGGGGCCGGAGGAGGCGAGACGCGCCGGGGGCGUUGCGGACCCAGUUGCAGCGGAGAAGUCCAAAAGCGGGGAACAAAAUGAAACGGCCAGAGACGUGGGAAACGGGGUAGCAGCGAACGGCGUUGAAAAGCUGAGGGACAGAACAAAUGAGGACGGAGGAGCAGUCGCUUCUGGAGAAGGGCCGUCGGUGGAUGGGGGGGCGGUUAGCAAGCCGGGCGGUGAUGGCACUGCUGACGUGGCAGCUGGCUCGACAAAGGGGGCGGAUCCGAACGAAGCCCCCGAGAAAGAAAGUGCUUCAAAGGGGCCUAUUGCUGUCGCAACGAACGGGGGUUUGGGUCAAGCGACGGCCAAAGCAGGCUUGCAAACCCACGGGCACGUGAUUACAUCUGCCGCUCUCCCCUCGACCGGCCAGCUGCUCCUAACCCCCCUGCCCAAGCCGCCGGCUGCCGACGGCGCCCUUUCCAAACCAGCUCUUUCGACCCCAACGACAUUCUCCUUCCUCAAACCCUCCCCAAUCCCCGCAGUCACGCUCAAACCCCAAACCCCCGCAAACCCUGCUCGAACCCUCCCAAACCCGUCCCAAACCCUGCCCAAACCCCAAACGCAACCCAAACCCCGAGAAGACGACUCUGACGACGCAAACCUGGACGAGUGCGUGCUCUGCGGGAUGGAAGGGAAUCUUUUGUGCUGCGACGGCUGCCCUGCGGCGUACCACGCCCGGUGUAUCGGGCUGGGGAAAGCGCAGCUCGCGGAGGGCGAGUGGUUUUGCCCCGAGUGCCGGGUGACAGGUGUCAACCGCAGGGAGCCUGCGCUGCUCGGGGUGCGCGUUGAGCCCCUCGGGACGGACCCCCAGGGGCGGGCGUACUGGUUCGCGUUCGGAAGCGUGCUGAUUUUGGACGUCACUCCCGACGGCCCCGCCGUCAUCCCCCACCACUACGGCUCGGCCGACCUGCACCUAAUCGCAUCUUUUCUAAGCGAGGGAGGGCGCGCAUAUUCUCGGUUACACAGCGCCCUGCUCGCGCGCGUCCAAGAAGCGGGCCUCGAGGCCCUGCUGGAGCCCCCACCGCCGCCCCAGGCAGAGACGGCGCCCCUUGCGGGGGUUGCGGCGAAGGCUGACAAGGCCUCGCCGCUGCCGGAAGCGAUUCCUGCAACGAAGAAAGACAGCGGGGAUGCGAAGAUGGUCGAGCAAGGGGCGGCUGCGCGGGCAGAAACGACUCCCGUAACUUCGUCAGGGAUCGAAGAUACAGCUGACGUUGCCAUGACGUCAGCAGAGGCGCAGGCUGGGGUGGGGACCGGGCCAGAGGCCAAGCCGGUCCCGAAACCCGCUCAGAAUCCGUCGAUUAUUGCUGCAAGCCCGAGCCCGCAGUCACUCGCUGCUCCCGUUCUUGGAAACCUUCCAGCAAACCCUCUUGCAAACCCCUCCGUAAACCCUCCUGCGGACCCUCCUGUGAAGGCAAUUGCAGCCCCUGGCGUGAGCCCUCCUAGGGACCCUGCCACAAACCCUGCGGUAAAGCCUCCGCCGAACCCUUCCGCAAACCCUCCGGCAAACCCUUCCGCAAACCCUCCGGCAAACCCUCCUGCAAACCUUCAGGCAAACUCUUUUGCGAACCCUCCUGCAAAACCUCCGCCGAACCCUCCUGCCAACCCGUUCACAGAGCCGGUACUCGAACCUGGUCCCAGCAGCCAGUCGAAUUCCCUCUCCAAGCCGAUUGCUGGUGCAAACGGCACAGACGUGGCACUAUUUCCCGCGGAAACGCAAGAAGGCGGUGCAUCGGAGGGACUGUCUGUAAAGGCGUCCAAUAGUGCUGUCGACGAAAGGGGCGUCGGGAAGCCGGGUCCAGCGGAAGGGAGUGGUGCUGUACCCAUCGCUGCGGCUUCAGAGGCGGGGCAAGGAGCGGGAAAUGGGCGGAAAAAGGCCCCGGAUCCGGUGCCUGGUGGAGUUCUGGACGUACGAACCCCGUCCGAGAAUGAGAGUGGACCGAAAAGCAGUCCGGCGGCUCUGGGGUCACCGAGCGUAAGUGACGGUCUGCAGGGGCGAGAGGACGGCAAAGCUGAAGCAGGGGGGAGCCAUGGGGAGCAAGCGGCCAAAGAGCGCCCUGAUAUAGCGAUUGGCUCUGAAGAGAAGGCCGAGAACGGUUAUGGCGUACUUUCGGCAUCAGCAAAUGCAGUUUCGGUAACGUCCCCGGUGAUUGGAGCGGGAGGGGGGGCAAUAGAAGGAGAGCCGGCAGCCAAAGGGUCCGCGGCGCGGAUUGAGGCUUUCAAGGAGGGUGAAGGGCCGAGUGGCGUUGUCCAGAGGGGAGGGUCUGAGGGUGUGGCCAGAACGUCGGAGGCAGCGGAGAGCGACGUGGCAGCCGGGAAGGGAGAGGAUACUCCGGUGAAAAGCGCCAAAGGGCCCGGGGCAGCGGAAUCCGCAGCCGGGGGAACAGAAUGGCCUGCUUGGCGGUUCCCCCGGGGGGGGGGCAGGGCAGCUUCUAACCAGGUUGCGGCUGAAGGGUUAGGGCUGGCGGGUUCCGGAGAGGGGCCUGCGGUUCCUAACCAGUUCGCAACAAGGGGUUCGGAAAGGUUGGAAGUGGCAAAAAACGGAGGUGGGUCUGCGGUAACCCAAUUGGCAGCAGGGGAUUUGGCGGGCUUAGGGCUGGCCGGGUUAGGGCUGACAGGCCCUGGAAACGGCUCUGUGGGUCCCAGAGGUUUGGAGGGGUUUGCACCGGCGGGGGCAUUGGAGACUGAGCCGUUAACGUGUGAUGAGCCCCCCCUGUUCGAGUUCGAUAACAUCGAAGAUCUGGUCGAGAAGCUGGCUCGGGAACAAGGAUACCUGGUGGAUACAGGGCCCGCGGAUUUGCCCCCCGCUGUGGCUGGCGCGGGAGGCCCUGUACGGACGGACGCCGCAAACGGGCCGGCUAGGCAGGAGGCAUCGGAUCGGGCGCCUCAACAGAUCGGAAUCGAGUCGAUAGCGCCGACUGGAGGCCUUGUUGGGGUCAGCAAUGGGGCGCCGGCCUUUGCUCCGCUGUCCGCGGGUGGAGUGGCAAGGCCGGAGCAAGGCCCUAGCAAGCGGCAGAAGCUCGACGAUCCUCUUCCGGUCGGGGCCGGUGUGCCCGGGCUGCAAAAGCCUCCCUCGCUACCUGCCACCACGCUUGCCCCUCCACAUUCCCAACCCUUUAUCCCCCAAAACAACACCCUCCGACCAGCAUUGCAGUCUCAGCAACACCAAAUCCCCCCGCAAAACCCUAUGUCGGCACCCGCUCCGGCUCAGGGGGUUCCUUUCGCUAGCCCCAACCACCCCCCGGCGCCGCAAACUCUCUCCGUCCGGUCCCCCGUUCCGGGCCAACAACUAGGAGCGGGCAACAACUCUAUUUCCAGCCAGCCCGUGCUGACGUCAGCAGGGCACGCCCCUGCCCCGAGGCCCCCGCCUCCAAAGCUCAGGUGGCCAUUCGAUGACGUCAGUCACCCCCCAGCCAGGCCGACGCCCCCUCCCGGCACGCCACAGACUCCCGCCAUAGCAAAAGGCCCUGUCAGCACCCCAGCUCAACGACCUCCGACUGGAACGCCCCCGUCGGGAACGUCAACGGCGGUCCAAACGGGGCCCGUCUCCAAAGGCCUUGUUUUGACGAAGGGGAGGCAGGCUCAGCUUGCAAAGGCGGGUACGAGCGGCUCGGUGGCGGCGACUACGGGGCCUUCUAGUGCAUCGAUAAUCAUCAAAAGGCCGCUGAAGCCGUUUGAGAGGUACGAGAAUCGGUAUGCGGACGGGGCGGUUGCAGCAGAGGCGGCGGCGAGACUGACGGCGGGGGAGAAGGAGUCCGCUUCCCAGGCUUCGACCAAGAAGAAGGGCGCCAAGGCUGCGGCAGAACAGAGCAAAGUGUUCCGGGAGGUGCUGAAGCGCUUUCACUGGCGCGGCCGCCCCUUCGGCCAGGAUCGUUGCGGGUGGUGCCAUAACUGCCUCACUACAGCGCAGCGCAAGGGCUGCCUCAUGACGCUGACGGGGGAGAAGGUUGCGCGCGGGGCGCCGCUCCUGCAAGGCCCAGCCCGGCCGGGCGUUUCCCCGCACCUCGCCCGCGUCAUCAACUACGUCCUCCACAUGGAGCGGACGGUCCGCGGCCUUCUGGGCGGGCCCUGGGACGGCCUCCGCUUUUCGGACAAGUGGCGGGCGUCCGUGGAAGGUUCACGGACUGUACGAGAUCUGAAGCAACCGCUCAUGGAGUUGGAGCGCUCCCUCCGCCCGAUUGCCCGCACCACUGAUUGGCGACACGAGCUGGAGCUCGGCCCCCAACCGGUCGCCCACCACUCCGCCCAAAACCUCAAAACCCUACCCUCUUCGGACGCGUCAUCCGCCGUCCAAAACCUGUCCAAAUCUUCCAAACCACGCCGCAAGGGCCAGAGCGCAACCCGCAUCGAUUCGGGGGGGUUCCGGAGAGAGGGCGUUCAGUGGUACCGGGGGGGGUGGCUGGUGAAAAGGGUGGCGGACUGGGAGAGACUGCCCCGGGGGGUACUCCGCAGGGCUGCAAAGAGGGGGGGUUUUGUGAAAAUGGAGGGGCUGACGUAUGCGGAAGAGGAGGCGCUGCCGCAGCGGACGGUGGCGGCAGCGUGGAGAACUAGAGUGGGGGAUGCGAGGACUUUGGCCGACCUGGCGCUGCAGGUUCGAGAGCUCGACGAGACGAUCAAAUGGGCCGACCUCAAACGGCCCGUCCAAGGCCCCGGCUCCAGCGCGAUUCCGGACGCUGGCACCGUCCUAGCCGUCACGGACAAGCGUACGGACGGCUGCGGGGCGGUUGAGUACCUGGUGCGAAUAGCCACCGGGGUGGACCGGUCUGUCAGCGAGCCGACUGCCCAGGGGCCGAUUCACACCGACGGCAAGAAGGGGAAGAAGCGGGCGGUGGAUUUCACGGCCAGCUGGCGGGCGGAGGCGGCGGUGCCGCUGUUUGCGGUCGAGCAGUAUGAGGAGAAGGCGAGGCGGGACAAGGAACGUGCUGCGAUGGCUCCUCCUCCAAAACCCCGCCCCACUCCCCCACUCAGCGCCCCCCCUCUUCGCCCCACUGGUCCCCGACACGGUUAUCCUAACCAGUUUUACAACCCGGUCGCCCCCCGGCCGAGUCCCCCGGUCACAACCUGGGUGCCCGCUCAACACGUGUACGUGCAAAGCCCACUGUUUGGUAACCCUAACCCCUGGCAGGGUGCCCCUAAUCCCGCAACGUACCAAACCCCAGGGGCGUACCAGUGGGUGGCCCAGGACGGGAAAAGGCCAAAGCAGGCGGUCAAGAGGAAGGGUCAGCUUAACCCGGGCCAGCAACCGAGCUAUCCCCAACCGCCCACCGAUUUGAUGCCGCCCCCGCAGCACUACACUGCCCAAAAUUUAACCCCGGUAUUGAACCCCGGGCUUAACCAGGGCUUAACUCAAUGCUUAACCCCACCCUUCCAAGCAGCGCCGGCGCCUGCGGGGCCGCUCGGGCAGUACUACUACCAGGGGGUUCCCACCCCGGGUGGCUUAGGUGUUAACCCAGGUGCUUUGGGCACUAACCAGGGUGGUUUGGCCGCUAACCCGGCUCCCUUAGUCGCGGGUUCCAUGUGCAACUAUUGCACGGGGCUCAUCGGGCCUGGAAAGUUGGGGGCGCGCUGCAGCAAUUGCGGGGGGGGGUUCCACACGGACUGCAUGCGAGUGCAAGGAAACCGGGUGGUUUGCCGCCAGUGCACCGAGAGGCUGUCUCAAGGGGAGAAGAAGAAGAAUUGGAAAGUGGGGGCGGAGCCGAAAUCAAAGAAGCCGGGGGGGGGCGUAAGUCUUGCCACUCCUAUGGCGCCACCGCAAGUGGGGGCUGAUGGGGAGAUUGGGUCGCCGCCAUUUCCAGCAAACGGAGUCGUUGUGGGGGGUAGCCAGACAAUAAAUGUUCCUUUCGGUGGGGUGGCAGGCCUGCCCGUGCCAGGAUUGCCAGGAACGGAAAAGGGUAAGAAGCCCAAGAAGGGGUCUGAAAAGGGGGGUGCCGAAAAAGGGGUCGUCCUCAAGCAGGGGGGGCCGGGGCGGCAGCUGCGCCUGGUUUGGACGCCGGACCAGUGGGCUCCGGACGGGGCGUUCGUGACCCCCCUGAAACGGGCGGAACUGGACUGGGCGCGCGCCCAAGAGUCGGCGUCCGAGUCGGACAAGAAGCGCGAGAAAGAGAACGCGGACCGGCUCGAGGACAAGCGCUUUUCACGGGAGGCCGUCGAGCGGUUCAAGAAGCUGCGGGAGGAGCGCUACAAGAAGCGGUACGGCGAGGGGGGGUCCGGCGACGCCCCGGAAGCACCCCCUCAAACCGGGGAAGUCGGGGAAGUGCCCAGAACGCCGGCUGCAGCGACGCCCAUGAAGCGGCUCAAGCCGCCCGUGAGGAAAACGCCGGAAUUGGAGCAAAUGGCGGCGGAAUCCGCGGUGCCCAUCUGCCGGAUCUGCUUCGAGAACUACAACGCGCAGCUGUGGUACAUUGCGUGCGACAAGUGCGAGAGGUGGUACCACGGGGAGGCGUUCGGGCUCGUUCUCGAGGACGCGGCGAAGCUUGCCAGCUGGCGCUGCGGCAAGUGCCUCAAAAAACGGACCCCCGACGGGUGCCCGUACUUCGACCCGGUGGAUGCGCUGGCGGAGCCGGUGUGGAUCCGGCCGAAGGAGCGGACCGAGCGGAACGAGCGGAAAGAGGUGAAGAUCGCAUACAUGCGCGACGUCGAGGGGACGGCGCAGUGGCACAUGAAGCGGGAACGAGAGAUGCGGCAGGGGCGCCCGGCAAGCGCACAAGAGGGCCUUGUUGGGAGCGUUGCGGCUUCCCAAGCCGGGGAGGCUAAGCUGGGCGAGAGUCAAGGGAUCGCUGAACAGGGCCUCACAGUCUCUGGGGGAAGUGAACCGGUUGCAGAACAGGGUUUGAUGGGGCUUGAGGGGGCGGUCGGUGGGACGAUUCCGGGGCCUGCCUGGCUCGACUCGAGCAUGGACUUAGACCUGGAAGGGCUGUCUUUCACAGACAUGCUGUCGGUUGAACACCCGCCACCGAAAGCCGCAGCAACGGUACUGGCGACCGUUACCAAGCCCGUUCUGGGCACCGCAGCUGCACAUACAGAGGGCCCGGUGGGGGGCGUGGAAGGUCUCACUCUACAAGGGUCGAAGGGGGCUGACGUGGCGCCGAAUGAUGGGUCAAGAGUUGAGGUGGCGAGCGGAACUGAAAACGCGGGGAGCGUUCCGUCCAGGAUGCAACCGUUCGGGCACGUCAUGGCGGCCAAAGUGGAGCGGAUCGCCGCCCAGAAGCGGAGAGCGGAAGCGAAAGCGGAAAAGAAGAGGAAAAAGGAGGGGGGAGAAGAUGGGGGCAAAUCAGGGGAGGAGACAGGUCGGUUGGAUAUGGAUGCGAAAGGGGGGGCAAAGAAGGGCGGGAAGAAGGUGGAUGAAAAGACAUCGAUCCGUCCAGGGCAGCAGGAGGGGGCGGAAGACGUUCCGUUGGUGCUGCUUUUGGGAAGCGGGGGAUCUGGAGAGAAGAAGAAGAAGAAACGGAAGAAGGGGGAUGCGGAAAAGGACGGGCCGUCAGCGGAGAGAGAAGGGGAGCGGAAGAAGAAGAAACGGAAGAAAGAGCGAAAUGGUGAUGAAGGCGCUUCAGGGGGCGCUGGUGUUGCGCAAAACCCGGAAGGGAUCCCGACUGCCACCGCACAGGACUCCGGGAACUCGGGUGCUCCUAUUCUGAUCAAGUUGCACACGGCCCGGGGGGGUGGGCAGAAGCCGGGAGGGGAGGGUGGGGCUGAGCAGGGUGACCUUACAAAGAAGGUGCGUUUCGGCAGCCACGAAGAGAUUGCACCGGCAUCAGUAAAGAAAACAAAGAGCGGGGGUAGCGCAGGAGUGGCGAAAGCCGAGUCAGAUGCGAAGGCUCAUUCAGGAGAUUCCCAGAUGUCGAUUGAGAAGAGUAAGAAGAGAAAGCGGGUCUCGAACGACGCUCCUGCGGUACCCCCCGGAGCGAAGAGGCGGCGGACCGAGGGGGCUCGGAAGGCAAAAAGCGUGUUCGUGCUCCCUGCAUUUCUGGCGGGAAGCAAAACGGAGAAAGUUUCGCUGUCGGGGGGGCAAGCCGGACUGACCGGGGGACAAAGCGGCGAGAGAGAAGGGCGCGAAACGAAGGCUGGGGGAAAGGCGAAAGGGCGCCGGAAAGCGGCUUCGCAACCGGAGGUAACGGAAGCUCCUGCUAGGGAGGAUGUUGGUGCGGAGGGGGUCCCUAAGAAGGGCGAUGCGGUGGGGGGAUCGUCUGCACAGCAGGACGACGGGGGGGGGACGGCAAAGGAGGGCACUCUGCCGACCUACAAACGGCUGAAGAUCAAGAAGCGAGCGGAAGGGGGGGAUAGCGAGGCAGGUGCGAAUAAGAUCGAGGAUUUGGGGGAAGGGUCCGGGGGUCUGAUGGAGGGGGGCCGUGCGGAAGACGGAGCUCGGGAGGGGCGAGAUGCAGAAGGGGUCGAAGCAAGGAGAGGGUUUGUGGAGGCGGGGCGUGCAGAGAAAGCAGAAAAGGCGGGUCCCAAUGGGGUUGGAGGGGUUCGCUCUUCAGUGAAGGAGCAGAAGGGUUCGGUGUUGGAGGAAAGCAAGACGGUUCGGGAAGCGCGGAAGCCCUCUGAGGGGGCCGAGACGUCGGGAGAUCGUCCCCGGGGGGAGCCCAGUGAGGUCUCCGAAGGACAGGGGAAAGGUGGGGAGAAACUGGGUGAGGGGCGAAAAGCAGCGCAGCCGACUGUGAAGAAGAUACGUGUCAGGAUCGGUCGGGGGGGGGGCAAUUUGCGGUCGGGCCAGUCCGAAAAGGUCGAGAAGCAACCCCCUCAGAGGGAAGCAAACAUCCUGCAGGGUGAUCCCGAAAUGGGAAAGACAGACGCGCUGACUGUUGGGGGUGAGGAGGAGGAGGGGCGGAGAGGAGGCGUCGAAAUGGGGGGAGGCUCGCCAGCCGGGUUUGCGAAGAACGCCAAGGACUUUGCCCCCCCGCCGCGGAAAACCCGCCGGCAGCUGAGGGAUGAGGCUGGGAGCCUGACCAAACCCUCAGAAGGUGGGGGCGCGCUUGACACAGACAAGGGCCAGGCCGUUCUGAAGGAGAGUGUCAAGGGAAAAGGGCGAGCAGGCAAGGCGGAAAAAGGGAAGGGAAAAGAGCCGGAGGCAACGCCGCAGGGGGGGGGGAAUCCAGGCGCAGCGGAGGAGGGGGGCGCUCCGGCGUGCUCGGUGUGCGGCCUGACGACGGGUGACGUGGCCACGUGCAGAGGGUGCCACGUGGCAGUUCAUCUGGUGUGCUACGAGUACGACCAGCGGGUGCUUGCGAGGAAGGGAACGAAGGGCUGGAAGUGUACCGCGUGUCGAGCGGGAAUUCCGGCAGGGCAAGGUGCCUGCCAUCUGUGUUCCCAGCGCGGGGGCCCGCUCGUUCCGACGGCGGAGGGCACGUGGGCCCACAUGACGUGCGCGCUGUGGCACCCGCAGACGUACAUCGACGACCAGGGGCGCGUUCUGGACGUCGCCAAGAUCCCCAAGGAUCGGUGGAAGCUGACGUGCUCCGUGUGCGAGACCCACGAAGGCGCGUGCAUUCGGUGCAGCGCCCCGGGUUGCCACACGCCCCUGCACCCUUACUGCUGCCGUAAGGAAGGACUGCCGAUUUUCAUCAUGCCCGGCCCGAAGUACCCCAUCCACGUGGCUUAUUGUCGUCAGCACGCGAACCAAGUGACGUAAGGAAUGGUCAGGCUAUCGGUACAGGAUGUUUACAUGUAUGGUUGUGAGCUUGACCAGAGAUAAACAUACUCCACAGAGGAACGACCAGUCGAACCUGCAGGGCGUGUGGGUUGGACUUAUGGAAGGUACGCAGGUGCGGCGCUGCAAUCGUAGUGCACAGGUGGUAGAACAGACAUGAUAAGUGACUUGGUUCUCAUGUUAUGGCCUUUAUUCGUCACGCAUCUGCUCAGCUAAG
Molecule: messenger RNA, 12064 nt
Organism: Klebsormidium nitens
Lineage: Eukaryota; Viridiplantae; Streptophyta; Klebsormidiophyceae; Klebsormidiales; Klebsormidiaceae
Source: the annotation of a GenBank genome assembly